UUGAAAUGCGAGAGGUGAAAGAAAUUCGGGUUGGCAAGAAUUCGAAGGAUUUUGAGAAAUGGCUUGAGGAAGCAAAGCGCAUGGAAAAUCUCAAAUGUUUUGUUGUAUUUUAUGGCUCUGAAUUCAAGCUUAAAUCAUUGUCAAUUGCAGCAUUUUCAGAAAAAGAAUGUGAACUGUGGGUCAGAGGGCUUCGUCAUCUAGUUCCAGAUACAAUUGAAUCUCCAUAUCCAUUACAGGUGGAAAGAUGGCUUCGAAAAGAGUUUUACAGCAUGGAGAAUAAUAGAGAAACAGUAACGUUGAAAGAUGUGAAGUCGUUUCUCCCAAGAGUCAAUUGCAAAAUACCCACCAACAAGCUCCGGGAGGUCUUUCAAGAAGUGGAUGUUCGUAAGCGAAACGAGAUUGCGUUUGAUGACUUUGCACUUUUGUACCACAAACUGAUGUUUGAUGAGUCUACAUUGCGUGAGUGUUUCCCAGGCUACACAAAGUAUUGCGAAAAUGGUAAAACAGUCACUGUUCAAGAACUCACAAGAUUCCUCAUACAGGAACAAGGAGAAAGAAAUGUUCAUGACAAAGAAGUUUCUCGUCACAUGAGAGAUUAUCUUCAAGACACACAGAGGAAUGUUCAAGAACCUUACUUUACCAUCCUUGAGUUCAUGGAUUUUUUAUUUUCAAAACAAAAUGAGCUCUGGGAUCAACGGUAUGAUGAUGUCUAUCAAGACAUGACAAGGCCUCUAACACAUUAUUGGAUUGCAUCAUCUCACAAUACAUAUCUGACUGGAGAUCAGUUCUCCAGCGAGUCUUCUGUUGAGGCGUAUGUUCGGUGCUUAAAGCAAGGCUGUCGUUGUAUAGAACUUGAUUGUUGGGAUGGACCAGAUGGACUGCCCAUUAUUUACCAUGGUCAUACAUUGACAACGCGUAUCAAAUUUUUAGAUGUUAUCAAGACGAUCAAAGAGUAUGCUUUCGUUACCUCUGAAUUUCCUGUGAUAUUAUCAAUAGAAGACAAUUGUUCCCUCCCUCAGCAGCGAAAUAUGGCAAGUGCUAUGGUGGACAUAUUUGGGAAUCUUUUAGUGACACAUCCUCUAGAGAAGAAUGAGACUGAAAUGCCAUCUCCAGAACAAUUAAAACGAAAAAUUCUUGUCAAGCAUAAAAAACUGCCUGAUGGUGCAGACGAAGGCUCAUUCUUGAUUACCAACGAUGAUGGGCGAGAGAUGGACUUGCGAAAUACAGUAAAAAAUGGAGUGCUUUAUUUGGAAGAUCCUGUUGAUAAAAAGUGGAACCCGCAUUUUUUUGUGUUGACUUGCAACAAGCUCUCAUAUACCGACUGUGUGCAUGGUGAUGAUGAGGCUGAAGAUGAGAAUGAUGAGGACGUUGAUGAUGAUGAAUCAAGAGACACAUCUGGAUUUCAACGGCCAAAAGAGGGUGUUCCUAAUGAUGAGUUACACUACGGAGAAAAGUGGUUCCAUGGUAAACUUAGCGGAGGCCGUGCAGAAGCAGAGGACCUUCUUCGUUCUUACUCACAUUUAGGAGAUGGCACAUUCUUGGUCAGAGAGAGCGAAACAUUCGUCGGAGACUAUACUCUUUCAUUCUGGCGAAAAGGUCGAGUAAAUCAUUGUCGUAUAAAAUCAAAGCAAGAUAAAGGUCAGACAAAGUAUUUCCUGAUUGAUAGUAAUUGUUUCAACAGCUUGUAUUGUUUAAUCACUCAUUAUCGAAAUCUUCCCCUCCGUAGUCAAGAAUUUACAAUUAAAUUGAAAGAGCCAGUCCCUCAACCUAGCAAGCAUGAAGGUAAAGAAUGGUACAAUCCUCACGUUACCAGGCAGCAAGCAGAAGAUCUUUUACGCAAAGUUCCUCAUGAUGGUGCAUUCCUUGUGCGACCAAGUGAUUAUGACCACAAUUCCUUUGCCAUAUCUUUCAGAGCUGAAAAGAAGAUUAAACAUUGUAGGAUUAAAAUGGAAGGAAGGUUAUAUACCAUUGGCAUGAUCCAGUUUGAAAGUCUCAUAGAACUCAUCAGCUACUAUGAACGACAUCCUCUCUACCGCAAAAUCAAAUUAUGGUACCCUGUCAACGAAAAUAUCAUGCAAAGGAUGGGUUUGGAAGCAGAUGAUGGAUCAGUUUCUGGCACACCAGGGUACAUGGACCCCAGCAGCUUUACUUCAAAGAUUAUGGUGAAAGCAAUUUAUGACUACCAAGCCCGACAUGAUGACGAACUAUCCUUUUGUAAGCAUGCAAUUAUUACCAAUGUUGACAAAAAAGAUGAAGGUUGGUGGCGAGGAGACUAUGGUGGAAAGAGGCAACACUGGUUCCCUUCAAAUUAUGUUGAAGAAAUCGAACCUCAACAAGAAAGAGACGAAACGUCAGCAGACUCUCUCCUGCUCGGUAGCUUGCAAAAAGGCAGUUUGGAUGUAAAUGGAGCGGUUGUCGAAUUGCACGUAAAUCCAUCUCGAACAAGUUUGGAAUGGACUUUGCGAAUACAAAAUCCAAACAUGUGCACAACUUUUGAGGUAGCAGCACCAACACAAGACCUAGCUUUGGAGUGGCUUCAAGCAAUCAAAGAAACUGCUCAGUCUGCUAGUGCCAGGGAAACCCAAAAUAAAGAGAUGGAACGAGCGUGGAGGAUUGCCAAAGAAAUGUCAAACUUAACUGUUUACUGCCGUUCUGUCACAUUCAACAUUGAUAAAUUAAAAACUCGUGGCUGGAUCUAUCAUGAAAUGUCAUCUUUUCCUGAAACUAAAGCAGAGAAAAUAAUGUGUCAGCAAGAGAACAAAUUUUUCCUCAAAUAUCACCAGCAUCAAUUUAGUCGUGUGUACCCUAAAGGCCAAAGAAUAGAUUCCUCAAAUUACAAUCCAGUGCCAAUUUGGAAUUCUGGCUGUCAGAUGGUUGCGCUUAACUACCAAACACCAGAUAAACCGAUGCAGUUAAACCAAGCAAAGUUUCGUCUGAAUGGACAGUGUGGGUAUUUACUGCGUCCAGAGUCCAUGUUUUGUGAUGAAGUACCUACAAGUGAUAAACCAAAAACUGUCUCCAUCCGUAUCAUUGCUGCCCGGCAUCUUGGGCGUUCGGGGCGUGGGACUGCUAGUCCAUUUGUUGAGGUUGAAGUUCUUGGUGCAGAUGACGAUACUGGAAUCAAACUAACAACCAAGACUAUUUCUGAUAAUGGAUUCAACCCAAUUUGGAAUGAUUCGUGUGAGUUUGAGAUUCUCAACCCUCAUCUCGCUUUGCUGCGGUUUCUGGUACAAGAUGAGGAUAUGUUCGGCGACUCAAAUUUCAUUGGCCAAGCUACUUAUCCUGUCUUGGCACUACGAACGGGCUAUCGAAGUGUGCCUCUGAAAAACGGCUAUUCGGAGGACUUUGAGCUUGCAACCCUUCUAGUCCACAUCACAAUUCAAGACAGUCUGGAAAGGAGCAAUGAUUUAGUCGGAUGGAGUAACGCCCUAACUGAUUUUCCAAGUGCUGGAGACUUCUGAUCUUUGAUUGUUUCAGACAUGCACAUUGCACAGUGUCUGCAUCAUCGACAUUUUAAUUGGUGUCAUUGUCAGGUCUGGUGCAGUAUCAUCGAUACCAAAGAUUUAUUCUAAUAUUUUUUGUUUUUCUUAAGUUAGUAUGAACCAGCUAUGAUCACCUGUCAUAUUUUUUUCCUCUUCUUUUUUUCAACCGAGUAUUAAUGAUCAAACAAAUUUCAGUGUCAUCAUUUGCAGCUAUCCAUUCAAUUCCUCUGAAAAAUUUCUAAAAUCAGAGCAGUAAGGCAUUUUUGUGAUCAAGCUGAUUUUGUUUCUUUUCUGAAUAAUUUUUAGUCAAUUAGGACAGUCUCAUGCAGUUAGAGCCAUUUGAAUUUGAAAAAAUAUUUACUCAAGUGUUGAAAUGGACCACGCCAUAAUGCAGCUACUUAUUGCAAAUCAUAGUGUCUCUAUCUCUCAUAGACUUAAAUUCAACCCAGAAUAGUUUCUCUGAAACGCUAUGUAUCGAUUAUAUUUUCUCAGGUUGAAAAUAAUCAAUGAGCAAUUUCUUUUGUAGAAUUUACCAUGAGGUUUGCAUGAUCUUACAAAAUUAGCUUUCAUUGUUUCUAAGUCACUUGCGCUCUUAAUUUAUUUGCAUUUUAAUAUUAAAGGAUGUGUGUAAAAUAAGUCUUCCUUGUUAGCAUUUGUUUUUAUCUUCUGAAUUCAGGAUUUUUCUCUUUACAUUUUUCAUUAUUUUGCAUAUGUUUAUUUACUCUUUUUAGUUUUACUUUAAGGGUUGUUGUAUUAUAAUUUUGUAUUUGUAACUUUUCAUGAUUUUUUUCCCUCUUCAUUAACAUAUUUUUUUACCAAUGUCGUGGUGGGCCUCUUUUUUUUCUCUUUUUUCUUAAGUUAAGUUCUAUUGUGCAUGUUUGUUGCAACAAAAACCAAGAGAAUCAAUUCUAUGAACAGUAUGUACCCGUAUCAAUGCUGAAACUCCUGAGCCAAGUAUCUCGGUUAGUGACGUUGCAGACCUUAUGUCAUACUCUAGUCGUAUUUUGUUCGACGCAACAACUCGGGACGUCUCGUAUCAAUCGUAUUUUGUUCGGAUGUUCUUUCUGUUAAGGAGGGGUGGCCUAUUUUUAUUCCUUUAUUUAUUUGUGUGCAUAAUUUGGCAUCAUUUUCGCAACAUUGUUUCAAAACAAUUGGAACGUCCUCGGAGCUUGUUACGACUGUUGUGUGCAUUUGUUAACCGGAUUUCUAACCUCACUUCUAGCUGCUUUGCUCUCAUUGGUUGUGAAAAAGUGAUGCAAAUAACACAAAAUCGAUAACAGGAAACAAUUGCUGCGUCAAACAAAAUUCGUCUUCUUUUUCUAAAUUCAGAACUAUUCAAUGUCAAUUCCUAAAAAUGUCAGUGAUUUUUCUUUUCUGUGCGAGGAAAAUUCUGAGGGCACUUCAAAGAAUGGUGUUGAUUCAUUCUUCUUUAAAGGAAUAAAACAAGACUAGAGAUUUUUAAUCUCCGCAAACAAGAAACGUGGCUUGGUGGUUUCACCAUUAAUAUGUAUUUGUUAUAAAAUCAGCUAAAAGGCUGUUUUAAUGAACCAGGUGCUCAAAUCUAAAAGCUUCCGUCGAAAAUGAAGUUGCAUUGCGCCUUUAUGUGUGUGUGCCAAUGACCGUGGCAACCCAAGCAUGGGAACUUCGAUUUGAAGUGGCUCUAUGAAUUUUAUCCACCAACAUCCAAAAAUUAAGUAUACUUUGAAAGGAAAUAUGUAUUCUCUCCCAAAAAGGCGCAACAUACUUAGGCCCAAAUGAAAUGUAGUCAAAAUAUGCCUGAGGUAGUAGAAAGCCAACGAAUCACUAAUAUUGACAGAGCAAGAUAAAAACUGUUGUGAUGCAAAAUAUUUAUUUUUACCCAACAAUAUUUGGUCAAUAUCAGUUUUAAAGCUGAGAUAUAUAUAAUAGAAUAAAAAAAAAUUAAUAGUGAUGAUUUUUUAGCUUUGAAGUAAGAGAAAACUCCAUUGCUGUUUCAGCUUUUUUUAACAUGGUAAAGUGAUUCUGUUUUUCAUGUAACUUCAUGAGCCAAUGGGACCUUGCUAACUGUAUCUAUAUCACUGUUGCUACACUCGGCACUGUUUGUAGCAGUGUAGCCUCAUUUUCAAAUGCUAGCUCCCUGUGUGAAUGUCUUGGGUUUUCAGAUUUCUAAUCGUCACUCUACGCCUCUGUAAAGUUCUUUGUAUUUCAUUCGAAGUAUAGAGAGGAAAUUUUUUAAAGUUUUUGACUGGCAGUAAUUCAUAAAAUUAGUUAAUUAUGUGCCUGAUUAGUGCCUUAUGUGUUUUUUUUUUGUUUUUUUUUAUGCUGAAAUCUAUUGGUGCUUUUUUAAUAGCUCAUCGCCCUAAACUAUCUUGGCUUGUAUUAAUACUUGUACCUCUAAAAACCAGUCUUGAUGUAAUUUAAACUUAUUUAUUCCCUCUUAAAAAUACAUAGGUACUCAUAUCUAAAUUAGAAAGAGAUGCCUUUAACUGGUUAUUAUAUGAAUUUGUCAUAGUUUUUAUUUUUUUCACUUAUUUUGUUGCAUCUGUUCAUUUGAGCCAGUAUUCACAGCCUGGCACAUCCUAGUUUUCGUUGUAAGGGCUGUGUGGAUGUGAGUGGCAUUUCAGAGGAAAGUGGACUUCAGCUCUCGCAAAGUAAACUUUCCAAACUGCUGGCUUUGACCAAGCUAGAAUUUUUCCCAUAAACUCUCUGGAUGAUUUCACCAUUAGCGCAUGGCUUUCCUCCAAUGCGCCCCAGGAAAAGCAUAAAAAGUGACAGAAAAGCUAAGUUCAUCCCAGAGUGUUUGAGGAUGUAAGAUCCCUUUUUUGGUGGGACAUCACUUGUAAAUUAGUCAGUCACGAAGAAAAAGGUAAUAAUCUUUAUGAGCCCAGAGCCGGAUGCGUGUUUUUGUUUAAGAUAUUGUAGACUAAUGCUCUGAAAUGUUUAUGAUUUUCUUUUGGGAACAAUUGCAAUCUUGCAAAAUUGCAUGAUUUUGGUGCCUUGUAGAAAAUGAAACUCAUGGAAUUUUUUCAGUGCUCUUUUUUCUUCCUCUUUAUUUUCAAGUCUUUUUUUUUGUUUUGCUUCACUGUUACUUUAGUCAAUAAGAUUAUUUACUUUUCAAACAUUUACUGUCUAGAAACUUGUUCAAAACUUAAUGAAAGAGUCAAAAAGGAUUCGAACCUGUCAGUAUUUUUUCUUCAAUUAAAGGAAAUGCUAUUUUUCAGAGCAUCAUUUUAUUCUACUUUACGAGUAUAGUCUUAUUUUAAUGCACCGUGCACACUUGCUGGCUUAAAUCUCAAUAUUAUGAAAGAUAGGGCAGUCCUUUUAUAAAAAUCCAUUCUCUAAAGAAGAAAAGGAGAAAGUAAACACAUAUUCAUCUUUGUUUAUUCAUUUAAAAUUCUUGGACCUUAAGCAGCAGAUGAAUCAGCUCUACAAUUCGAAUUGAUGCAGCCAUAAAGUUCUGCAAUUCGGAAUUAAGAUCGCACGUUCAUGUAUUUCAAACUGGCAGAAUCAGGUGUUCUAUAAUGCAGAAAGGUUCCUAUGGCUUUCCUUUUAUUUAAUGUUUUAAAGAUGGCAGGGUACAUACAUAAAAAUAUGCCCGUGAUUUCGAGUUUUAAGGUUUCUUUAAAAAUCUUUUAAGUUUGGAUUUUCUGCAUAAGCGUUCUCUGCAAUUAAAAAAUUCGCUAAUUCAAAAACCCUUUUUUAAAAAAAAGAAGUCAUCUGUCCCUUUAGUUUUUAAUUAGCAAGCGUGCACUUUACUUCUUUCCAUUGUAGAAUCUUUUAUACUUGCAAAUUUUAUGAGACAGAAUUUAUUGGAAAAGAUUUGAUUGCUGUAAAUUGAAUUAGUUGUGUUGGCAUGAAGUUUUUUCACCUAGUCACAAAUAUUAAAAGAAUUUCACUCAAAGUUGACAGGAAAGCGCCUUGAUGAUCGGCAAGUAACAUUUCUCAGAGACUGUUUGUUCUUGUUGGAAUACAUUGUACAUUUACGAGUAUUUUCUGUAAGGGCAUGCAGAGGAAAGUCUGCCAGUUUAAACAACCAUUGUUUUGAGUAUCCACUUCACAUUGUAAACAUCGUUUCAGUAUAAUACUAUAUUGUAAAAUAGGUCUGCUCAUUGUAUGCAUGAUACUUUUUGCAUUAUUUUCUGAUUCUUUCGAACCACCACCAUCUCCCCCCUGCAUAAAUUCGGAAGCGGGGGAGGGAUAUAUGGCGGAGGUGGAGAGGAGAAGAAAGGAUGGGAAGUGUAUUUUAGCCCGUUUUAAUGGAACUAUUGUGGUGCGGUUUUUUUCUUAUCAGAUGUAAUUAGUAAGCCCUCCACAACACUCUUAUCAGAGCACAGGGAGACUUUUGUCCCUCCCGGUAGGUCCUCUAUUGGUUUUGGGACUUAAAGUCCGUUGAGACUUUUGAUCAGGAGUGUGAAUCCUGAAACAUAUAAUAAACUCAGCCAAAUAGUUGAGGUUUCAUUUACCUGAAAGAUUAAAUUUGUGACCCUUUCAUUUUAAGUAAUAUUCACUCAUUUAUCACCAAUCUUUAAGGGACUGAAAUUAAUAUGAAAACAAAUUUUUUGCCUGAAAUCCUGAUUUUUUACAAAUCAUUGUACAGUUUACGGCUGUUAAGCUCUCAUUGAGUUGUGAUUAAACUGAAGAAUUUAAAUGUUCGAACGUCUUCCAACAACUGUUACAGUCCAUUAGAAAAAAUGAAAGGUGUCCAUCAAUGGGUGGACAUCCUUGCUCACUGGGACACUUUCUCUCUCAAUCUUGUCUAUGUCCUUUCCCUUUUCUAUGUAUUCUGAAAACAGGAAUUACAUUUGAGGAGUUUGGACGACAAGGCGCGUAAGUGCAGUUUUCGUUAUUUCGAAAAAUAUGUGUUUCAAGUUUCGAGAAACAGGAGUUUGAAGUUUCGAAAUUACAAGGAUCCUUAUGGCAGAAAGAAAGUUCAAACUGGCUUUUCGAUGCUUAAAAAUUGGAAUUUGGGAGCGAAUUUGGUACAGAAUAUGCAUUAAGACUACUUUUAUUUGAAAUCAUUAAUAUCUCAAUUUUUUAAAAACUGCACUUAUGCGCCUUGUCAUCUAAGUUCCUCAUUUGCUGAGCUCCUGAGCCAUUUCAGUUAAAGAAGAGAAAAAAAAUUAAGUAAUCAUCUAAAAACUGGGAGGUACCUACUCCAAUUUUUAUUCAUAUAAGUGUUUGUUCGUGUAAACUCGAAAAAAAAAUUUCAACCCUUGCGGAAUUCCUGAAAACAGGGUGAUUUCAAAGGGCCAGAGUUCCUAUUUUAUGUGUCAAAUUUCUCUCAGUUGAACAUAUCUAAAUGCUUUUUUUUCUAUCUUUUUUUUAACAUGUCUAAAUAAAUAACUUUAACUUUCUUGUUGCUAGUGGCACUCAUAGUAUUGCCAUCCUACCAAGGUGUUAUGCAUUAAAUGUUAGGUACAUAUUAGGUGUUAUGUAUUUAUUAUUGAUAAUAUUUUUUUAAAUUGAAACUCAAUAUUUUACGAAUCUGAGAUUGUAUUAUACUUUCUUUACUAUGUUUUUAUUUUGAAACAGAUAUUUAUAACACACCAGCACCAAAUAAUGAAGGUGCUGCGUCUAAGGAGGGCACUUCUCACUUGCAGUGUUUCAGAAUCUACUCACACCAAUAUUUCAUUCACUUUAAAGAAUGCAAAUACAUGGUAUUUGUUGAAACUCUCCUGAAUAUUCUCAAUGAUUUUAAAAUGUUCUUAAUGAAACAUUCCAAAAAAAUUACUCAUUGGUUUCCUCUCCUUAAUGUAAAUUAGCAAUGGAGACUCUGGAACGUUGCAAGUGAGAAAUGCCCUUCCUCCAUCCAGUGCUUCAAUAUCGGCAUUGUUGUUGUACACUCACUUCAUUGAAGCUACGAAAAAUUUAUUGUUGAAUACUCAUGAUAGUCAGAAAGGCCAGAGAGCUUUUUUAUUUUUUUUUUCAAUUUUUAUUUUUUUAUAGUCUUCACAAAUUUUAAUAAACUUGGUUGAUAUUCAUCCA
Messenger RNA from Bemisia tabaci, 9446 nucleotides. The record is from RefSeq and is a predicted model, not a curated record. NCBI's taxonomy places the organism in Eukaryota, Metazoa, Arthropoda, Insecta, Hemiptera, Aleyrodidae.